Sardina pilchardus (European sardine) is the source of this 2176-nucleotide messenger RNA. RefSeq lists its product as uncharacterized. The transcript has 10 exons. The record is from RefSeq and is a predicted model, not a curated record. NCBI's taxonomy places the organism in Eukaryota, Metazoa, Chordata, Actinopteri, Clupeiformes, Clupeidae. The coding region runs from base 1 to 1743 and encodes 580 amino acids.
AUGGCUCCAAGGAAAGCUGCAAAGAGGCCCUGCCUUCUCUGCCCACUCUGCCGUAAAACCCAAGAGAGCCUUCCUGCCCACCUGCACUCCUCCUGUAUGAGGGCGAGCACUGAGGCAGACAUUGCGGCCGUGGUUGUUCAGGCAGAGUCGGACGUUUGGGACCUCAUGAAGAAUGGCAGAGCUUUUCCUUAUGGAGUCAUCACUCAAAUCAUGGCGGAUGAAAACCCACUCCAGAGAUUGAUUGUGGAGCUGGAGCGCCGUCAUAUGCUUGUGCUUGAUGUCCCCCCCGCUCUGCGCCAUGACAUUGCUGAGGCCGGACCAUCCACCAGACAGCCACCUGAGACUGCGGCUGGACACCAGGGAGAGUCGUCUGGAGAGGAGGGAGAGUCGUCUGGAGAGGAGGGAGAGUCGUCUGGAGACCAGGGAGAGUCGUCUGGAGAGGAGGGAGAGUCGUCUGGAGAGGAGGGAGAGGUGUUUCAACGUGAAGUGAAGUAUGCCAACCCGACAAAGCAGAACAUGCUUGAGAAGGGCCUUUAUAAAAAGCAUGAUUUGAACCAUCCACUGCUGAGAAACUAUGGCAAGCACUUACGGAAAGAUCUCCUCAAUAAACACUUCAAACAGGAGGUUACAAAUGUAUCCCGGUACCUCUACUAUAUCAACCCUGAGGAACCAUCCUUGCAGUUUGUCAAGGACAGAGAGAAGCUCAGACAGUACAUACGUGUCCUCUCUGGGGUAAAACUGAAAAAUAAAACGCAAAGGAACUACCUGACGAGCUUGAAGAAAUUCCUGAUUUUCCAGACUACACUGACCAACCUGUGGCAAGAUGAUGAGGCCCUCCAUGCCCAGUGCAAGGACUUUAUUCAGUUCAUUGCUUCUCUGCAGAAGGCCACCUCUAAGCUGGUGGACAAAGAGAUCACCCAAAAGAGGCAUGACUUGCUGACUAGCAGCCAACGGCAGCUACGACCACAUGAAUGCUGGGCUGUUCUGGGGGCGGCCCAAAAGGACUUCCUGGCAGUUCUGGACGCGUUGUCUGACCGCUGCCCAGGCACCCUGGAGCCAGGCCAGUGCGUCUUGGUAGUGCAGUACCUUCAGGCGGUCAUCAUGCUCAAACACCUCCAACUACCAAGAGUGGUGGAGCGCAUGACUGUCACAGAGUGGCUUUCCAAGAGAGGGUGCGAUGGGCAUUAUGUCAUUGGGGUGCAGGAUCAUGUGUUUGCCCUGUCGGAGGAGGAGGAGCGGUGGUUUGAUCUGUACUACAGAUGGGUACGUCCACAGCUCCUGAGAUUCAACAAGAAACGCACCAAGAAAGAAAAGGUUGAUGCAGAACACAGGUUCCUUGUCUCCUCGGCAGGGAAGGCAAUUGGCAACCCAUCAAAUGACCUGUUUCAGCUACACUUAAAAUACAAACUCCCGACAGUGAACUGUCAGACAGCACGGAGAGUAUUUGAGACGGCAGCCAAGAGCCUGACGGACACUCAGAGGUCAUUGUUGACCAACUACCUGACCAGUUCCAAGGAAACAGCCAAGAAGCGCUACAGAGAGACCAGGUGUGACAUCAUUGUGAAGACCUCUCAGCUGUUGAGAAGCAUGAGUGAAGUGUCAAGUACUGAGCCUUCUGGGGAAGGCGUCAGGCAUGAGUCUUCUGAGGGAGUGUCCCAUCACGCUGGCAUCAAACAGCCAGUAAUCAUUCUGCAGAGGCUCCCCUCGGACCAUGACACGGUCAAACUCCUCCUGAGCCAGUGAAUUGCCCUUCAUCUGCCCAUCCGCCCUGCCAUUGGACAUUCUGUUGCCUCCAUCCUCACCUCCUAAGCCAGUGAACUGCACAUCUUCUCUCUGCCUCUCUGGAAAGUGGCCUGCCCUUCAUCUGCCAUUAGACAUUCUGUUGCCUCUAUCUUCACCUCCUAAGCAUGUGAACUGCACAUCUUCUCUCUGGAAAGAAGCCUGCCCUUCAUCAGCCUUCAGACAUUCUGUUGCAUGUCCCGGUCCAGGUGAAAUGUAACUGAAUUGUCUUGGCCAGCCCUGCAGGCUCCAUCUUCACAUCUAAAGACAAUCACCUGGAAACCUUCUCCCUGCCUCUCUGGAAAGAAGCCUGCCCUGCAUCAGCCUUCAGACAUUCUGUUGCAUGUCCCGGUCCAGGUGAAAUGUAACUGAAUUGUCUUGGCCAGCCCUGCAGGCU